AUUUAAAAACCCCAGGCGUCCUGACGUCAAGUUAUUUAUCUCAGCAUGCUGUGCUGUUUAUAACCCUAUCUGAUUGUUGGUGGAAAUCGAAUCCAAGAUGGGAAAAGGCAAAAAGUCCACCAAACGAAGACCUGGCGACGAGAAGGCUGAACAGGCUAAAGAAAACCAACACGGGAAGCCAACGACAUGCCAAGUUCAGCUAACAAUAAAUGGUUGUCUGAGUCAAAACAAGCCGCACCGGAAUCACCCACUCAUCCCAAUAUUAGAAGACAAUUCUGCAGUGGACACGAACAAACAAAGUGAAGUCAAAGAUGUUGAUGAGCUCAAUGCACCGAAACAAGAAAACACUGGCAAGAUCCUUAAAUGUGCUCAUAAUGAUCAGAUUGAUGCGCCUCAGAAAGAUUCUGGGACGAGUAAGCAAACUAAAUCCGGGCACAGAAUGAAUGGUGAAAAGUCAACAGACAGGAAAUUGAAAGGCAAAGAGUCUGAACUCAAUCGAAAGGUCACAGAUUAUUACCCUAUAAGGCGAAGUUGCAGGAAAAGCAAAGCUGAGUUAAAGUGUGAAAAGCAGCAGCACAUUGAUGAUCUCAUCAGAAAUGAUGUGGAAGAGGGGCUCAAGGUGAAAUGUAUUGAAGGAAAAGGAAGGGGGAUCUUUGCAGACCGAGCGUUUAAGAAAGGCGAGUUUGUAGUGGAGUACCAUGGGGAUUUGUUGGAGAUCGCUGAUGCCAAAGCAAGAGAAUCUCAAUACGCUCAGGAUCCCUCUACGGGCUGCUACAUGUACUAUUUCCGCUACCACGAUAAAACCUACUGUGUUGACGCUACCAAAGAAACCCACCGUCUGGGCCGACUGAUCAACCACAGUAAAAACGGCAACCUUCAGACCAAACUGCAUGCUAUAAACGGCACGCCUCACCUCAUCUUCCUGGCGUCCAGAGACCUGGAGGAGGACGAGGAGCUGCUGUAUGACUACGGGGACCGCAGUAAAGAAGCCCUCGCCGCUCACCCAUGGCUCAAGCACUAAUGCACUCUUGCUUGAGGAGUUCUGCUGAUCGUUUCUAGUGGAGUAUUGUGGACUAUGAUAGAU
Messenger RNA from Pimephales promelas (fathead minnow), 1084 nucleotides. RefSeq names its product lysine methyltransferase 5Ab (gene kmt5ab). NCBI's taxonomy places the organism in Eukaryota, Metazoa, Chordata, Actinopteri, Cypriniformes, Leuciscidae. Gene Ontology annotation, cellular component: nucleus; polytene chromosome. Gene Ontology annotation, molecular function: histone H4K20 methyltransferase activity; protein binding; transcription regulator activity. The record is from RefSeq and is a predicted model, not a curated record. Gene Ontology annotation, biological process: regulation of transcription by RNA polymerase II; regulation of DNA damage response, signal transduction by p53 class mediator.